Molecule: messenger RNA, 6328 nt
Organism: Leopardus geoffroyi (Geoffroy's cat)
Lineage: Eukaryota; Metazoa; Chordata; Mammalia; Carnivora; Felidae
Gene: ARRDC4
Product: arrestin domain containing 4
Exons: 8
Coding region: 2338-3576 (412 amino acids)
Biological process (GO): protein transport
Cellular component (GO): plasma membrane; cytoplasm
Molecular function (GO): ubiquitin-like ligase-substrate adaptor activity
Source: RefSeq, a predicted model, not a curated record
UUUUUUCCAAGAGAAGAGAGAGAGUGUGGAGAGAGAGAGGGAGUCUCCAGUGUGGACUCCCUCACUUUACUUUUGAAAUUCUGUCUUGGGAUACUUAGAGCUGUGGUAACCACUGCCACCAGGAAGGGAGCUGAAUAUGGCAGUGGAGAAAGAGAAGAGGGGUCUGAUGAACCAACCUUGAGAGCUCCUGCUACUGGAAUUCUGGUCAAGUACACAAGAAAUAUACUUAUUGUUUAAGCCAAUGUUUGGCCAUGCAUUCUGCUACCUGUACUCAAAGUAUUAUUAACUGACAAAUGAGCAAAGGGAGCCUGAUCUUUUUCAGCACAGAAUGCCAUACGUGAACUUCUGCCUUUUGAGAACUGUUAGGGCCCUAUUCUUUCCCCCUUUCUCAGCCACUUAUUUUGGAAGGGAGAGAGAUGGCCUCUCUGCCUAGAGAGGACGAAGAAGACUAGAGUAAGAGGCAGAGUACUAUACAUUUAUUGCAGAGCCAAAAAAUACUGUAUGAGUUAGGAUUCAUUCAUUCAAUCAAGUCAACAAACAUUUAUUGAGUGCUGACUGUGUCCUAAACUCUGUUAGGUGCUAGAGGUACAACAAUGAGGAGAACAAGUUCUGUGCUUCAAACAGGGGUGAUAAACAAUAUGCAAAUAAGUAUAUAAGGUCAGGUUGUGUUAUAAAGAAAAGCGGCCAAAUAAAUGCAUGUUGAGGAUUAUUCUAGAUAAAACGAUCAGAAAAUAACAGCUAUUUCAGAACCUUAUACAGAGAUUUGUGUUCUUUCCUGCUUUCUUUGAGAAGUGAUAAAGACACUUUGAAAUUGCAAAGCCUUAGUAAAGUUCCACAUUACAAUUCAAACUCAAAGAAAGCAGUAAAGCAACCUUUCUUUUGGAAGAAAGGAAAGAAGGAAGUUAAAAAGGGAGGGAAGGAGGGAAGAAAGAAAAGAGAAGAGAAGAAAAGGGAGAGAGAAAAAAGAAAGAAAGAGAAAAAGAAAGAGAAGGAGAAAGAGAAAGAGAAACAGAGGAAGGGAGGGAGUGAGGGAGGAAGGAAGUGCUACUUCAGGAAAGGUUUUAAAUCUCAGUACAAAAUCAAUCUGUGAUAACAGCUCACAAACUUGGAAAUUUAGUAAGAGAAGAACUUACAAGGGUUAGAAAAUGGCCAGAUAGUGUCAGCUAAGCUAGAUGGUAAAACAAAAUUGAGACUAGAGAAGGAAUGGAGUAUUAAAGGACAAACUGAAACGAGGACAGGCGAAAGGAGCCGUAGGUGUGGAGAACAAGUCAUCAAAACAACUAGAAAUUUUCUGGACUGUGACACGGAGGUCAGGAAAUCCUUUCGGGUGGAGCAGAAACUUGGGUAGUAUAUAUUAUUUAGAAACAACCUGAUUCAUGAUCUUACUUAUAGCAGGAAGAAUCAGUGUUCUGGCUAUUCCCUGCUUAGAAAGGUCGUGAGCCCAGAACUCCUUAGGGGUUGUACCAGGUUGAGAACUACACCCUUCUUUCUACAGCCCGCAUUCUUCCAGUUUACAGGCUCUUUCUCGGGCUGGGAAUUCCGAAACCCGGGAGAGGCGGGGCUCCAAAACCUGGAGGUUAGUGGUUGCCAAGUUAGCCAUUAAAUUUCCAGGCAGCCCCUCCCUCCAAAGCUCACAAGAGAAUUAUUGCUGAGUUCCAUUUUCCAGGGCAUGUCUUUCCCCCACGAGUAUUAAAUCCAGAUUAAAUCAUAAAUACACGCCAGUUGGAGCCGCAACUUCAUAUUCCACAGCGAACCCUGCGACUUCUGCAAACACUCCCCCUUGCAGCCAGAAACCCCGCCCCCGUUCGUAACCAUGGGAACGACUGACUCUCUGCGAGCCGGAGAUUCCCGGUUCCGCCCCCUCCCUAACAAAUAUUGUUUCCCACUAUCUGUCCACAUGGGCGCACCGCCUUACUAUUGGUCACUGCCCCAGGACUGUGCCUUGCUCCAGCCAAUAAGCGGCCUGUGCACGUGUACGCCUGCGUAUUCCGAUUGGUCACCACUGCUUGAUCACGCACUGCCUACCUGCGCCAUCCGGUGCGUGGGAGAGCCUAUGAUAUGACUCGGUGGCCAUUUACAACCAAUCCGCACCAGGCGGGGCUCACAGCCGGCCUAUGGGCGCGCGCCGGGGGUGGGCUGUCCCGGCCCCUUACCAGUCCCACCUGGGUUUGUUAAAGCGAUAGGCCCCACGGCGCGCUAGGGCUCCACCGGGCACCGCACAGCGGCUGCGGGGCCCUCGGCGUGCCGCGGGCGCCCGUGACAGCGGCGCCGCUCUGCUCGCCACGCCGGCUCCGGACAGCUGCCGACCUCCCCGGCGCGGCCGCAUCGCCCGGCGGGAUGGGCGGCGAGGCAGGGUCCGCGGCGGCCGUGGGCUCCGAGGGCCGCGUGAAGAGCCUCGGUCUGGUGUUCGAGGAUGAGCGCAAGGGCUGCUACUCGAGCGGCGAGACGGUGGCGGGACACGUGCUGCUGGAGGCGGCCGAGCCGGUGGCCCUGCGGGCGCUGCGCCUGGAGGCCCACGGCCGAGCCACCGCCGCCUGGGGCCCGAGCCCCGGCGCCGCCGCCCCCGCCGCCGCGUCGGAGGUGGAGUACCUGAACGUGCGCCUGAGCCUGCGCGAGCCCCCGGCCGGUGAAGGCAUCCUCUUAUUACAGCCUGGAAAACAUGAAUUUCCAUUUAGCUUUCAGCUUCCAUCUGAACCUUUAGUAACCUCAUUCAGCGGGAAAUACGGAAGUAUUCAGUACUGCGUGAGAGCAGUUUUGGAACGACCCAAGGUACCUGAUCAGAGUGUGAAGCGGGAACUUCAGGUUAUUAGUCACAUCGAUGUCAACACACCAGCAUUAUUAACCCCUGUAUUGAAAACUCAAGAGAAAAUGGUUGGCUGUUGGUUUUUCACUUCUGGUCCAGUCUCGCUGAGUGCCAAAAUUGAAAGGAAGGGAUACUGUAAUGGAGAAGCUAUUCCAAUCUAUGCGGAGAUAGAGAAUUGUUCCUCCCGCCUCAUCGUUCCCAAAGCUGCCAUUUUCCAAACGCAGACGUAUUUGGCCAGCGGGAAGACAAAGACCGUCCGGCACAUGGUCGCCAACGUGCGAGGAAACCACAUCGCCUCUGGGGGCACCGACACGUGGCACGGGAAGACUCUCAAAAUUCCGCCUGUUACUCCGUCCAUCCUGGAUUGCUGCAUUAUCAGAGUAGACUAUUCCUUAGCUGUGUAUAUUCACAUUCCUGGUGCUAAAAAACUGAUGCUCGAGCUGCCCUUAGUGAUUGGCACAAUCCCAUAUAACGGUUUUGGGAGCAGAAACUCCAGCACCGCCAGCCGGUUCAGCAUGGACAUGAGCUGGCUGACGCUGACGCUGCCGGAGCAGCCGGAAGCGCCACCCAAUUAUGCAGACGUGGUGUCCGAGGAAGAAUUCUCUCGACACGUCCCUCCUUACCCUCAGCCCCCUGACUGUGAGGGAGAAGCAUGCUGCCCUAUGUUUGCCUGCGUACAGCAAUUCCGCUUCCAGCCUCCCCCUCUCUAUUCAGAGGUUGAUCCUCACCCUGCUGAUGUAGAAGAGACCCAGCCUGUGUCCUUCAUUCUCUGAAAAAAUUCCAGAAAUCACUGUGUUCAUCAUCCAAUUAGAAUGUUGGUUCUUCCCCCGCUGCCUUUAUGGAAAGAGGGAGAGAAGAUUAGGGGAAGGACAUACACAAACAUCAAGAUUGAAGGUGAUAGAAAUUGAAGGAUGCAUGAACUUUCCAGUGGGCUGACAAGAAUGCGUUGCACAAAUGUAUGAUAGGGUCAUGUGUCCCCUUUAAAUGAUCCAAUGACGAUGUGACAAGUCACAGAACGUAAUGGAAGUCCUGGUGGUGAGAGAGUAAGUGAAGGGUGUCUGCGCUUGACCCAAGAGAACAGAAUCCAUGUGGGUGGUGGAAACACUAGACGAACGUACCUUUAAACAGGUUUCUCCAGGUGGAAGAGAAGUUACCCUAAGCUUUAAGGAAAUAUGGACUCGUUGGGAGCCUUGAUCUUGAAGAAGGUAGCAGCACAGAGGUGUGUAUAAAUAGGAAAAAGGUCCACUCUAAAUACGAAGUGACCCUCAACACGUCGGGGUCUUCAUGAUUUCUCCCCAGGUCCCAUAGAACUGAAGUUCUUGAGAGAAUCUUUUUAUGAGGUCCUAAUGAAGGAAUACAGUUUCAUAUUGUAAAUCAGCUGUACAGUAUUAUGAAACCAAGAAAGAGUUCCUUGCAAGACAUGUCCAUUCAGAGGGGAAAGAUGAAUUUCAGUUCAAGAAUACAUUUUGUGGAAGGCUGUACUUUUUACCCCCUUCAAGUACUCUGUUAGGGUAUGUGUUUGAUUUUUCCCGUGUCUUAUUUACCUAAGAUCAUAGGAGAAAAAGAAAGGGGGGAAAAAAAGGUUGCAUCCUCAGGAUACCUCGAUAACUACACAGAAAAAAACCAAAACAACAAAAGCCUCUCUUAACCUACCUCUAGUGGGGUUAUCAGAAUCCUUUUAAAACACCAGGCGUGAUAAGCCUUCCAUGGAGUUCCUGCUAAUUGGCAGUCCCAAUCUUAUCUCGCCAAUCGCUAAAUCCGCAGGUGGACCGAGGGAAAAAUCUAUAAGGUUAGCAUUAGAUGAAAGUUAAUAGAUGUAUACCAAAGGGUAUUUCAAAAUAAAUGCAGAAUCAAAAGAGGGUACAAAUUUUGAGGGUACCAUUUAAAAAACAAAAACUUAAUUCCUGCCUAGAGACUUCAGUCUACUGACGGCAGUCACCACGCUGUACGUUAUUAUUCCAACUCUUUAGUAAUUCUAUUUAAACUGUGAUUUUUUUUUUCUUUAUUGUCUUGGUGCAAUAUUUUAUUAUCAUUUGACCUCAGGAUAUUCCGACCGACAAGAUUGUGUUGCUGCUGAAAGUCUGAGCAGUGUUCUUCCUGUCCCCCUGUUCCCCUCUUCUUCCUGGUCACAUGCUCACUUGCUCGUCCUUUGAUCUGUUAGUUUCGUGAGCCGAGAGCACCCCCGGACACUGCAUGGAAGGGAGGUAGGGAUUCCCGCGGGAGAGAUUUUGGACCAGCCAAGUACUUUGGUUUUCUCCACGUCCUACGGGUUCGACCCAGAAACCCUGGUGCCUCCAUGCAGAACACCACACUUCAUUCGCCAGAACGAGUCCUCUUUUCUUUCCGUCAGCCUACGUUCAGUCACGAGUGUAAAAGCUCUUUUUCUAAGGUUAAGUUUUGUAUUUAGAGUUAGUCAGCCCUCCGAUCAGGGAUUUUUCUACAAGCAUGAGGUAGAUGCAGACUUUUCGCCCUUCCGGACAUACCUCUCUUUGUAAUCACGUGAGCACCUGCAGCAGGUUUUUCUCACCGUAAGCCACUGUGUAAAAUCACAACACACAACUGUUAUACUGAUAAUGGUGGUUCCGAAAUCGUCACACCCCGUUCAUUCCCUGCUUUGGUUUUUAGUGUGUUGUGGGGUUUUUUGUUUUGUUCUUGUUUUGCUUUGUUCUUGGUGUGUUUUUAAGCAGGUAACAUGUACUGAAGUGCUGUCGGAACAAUUUUGCUUUUACUUUAAAAAACAAAAAAAAAAGGCCACCUUCAGCCGUUUCUUGACUUCUGAGUUGUAGUUUACACGCCUUGUCACGAUACCAAAACACAGUGAUACCAAAACACAGUGAAAGACACAAAGCGAAAGGUAUGAAGGAAGAGAAAGUCGAGCUGUUUGGCCCCACGUGGAAAAGCCAAGUAGUUGACUCCCAACUGCUUCGCACGCUCCUUCACUAGGAUUGUUUUGUCACCUGUAUUAGAGAAAUCAUGAAAUGUGCUCCCAAAAUGAAAGCACAGCUGAUGUCGUAGCACUUAACAGAGUAGCCGAAAGGGACGAUUCGCCUUAUCGAGUCGGUAUCCGCCCAUCUGACCUUAAGCAGUAGGUUGAAACUGCAUACCUUUCUAUAAUCAAGACAUUAUUUUCCGAAUGUAGAGAAGUCUACAUUGGAACGGAGUUCUUGGGAACGAAGAUAAAAAUGCAGCUGCUAGUGCUUGUUUAUUCUGUUGUUCAGUUUGCAGAGAAACCGUGGCCUUAGAAUUUUCUUUUUGAUGCAAACAUUGUGACAUUGAAAAUGUGCGUCUUCGGGCACACAAAAUCCUUCCGUGGGCGGAACUUUAAUUUUGAUGUUUUUGUUUUGCACAAUAAGAAACUCAGUAGGCAGGGGUUUUGUUUUUGAUAAGUUAACUAUGAAAGCUUUUUUAUUUUUAUUAUGAAAAAUGUAACAGUUUAACCCACAGGAAAAAAAAAAAUAAAGAUUGUAUUUUGUACUCUGGUUUGAACCCCAUGGGUUCCUUUUGUUAAUAAAAUGAUGACACUAA